AUGGACUUUGAGAGCAGCUUCCAGAGCAGCACGUCGCUGUACGGCGGCGGUGCAGUGAGCAGCACUCCGAAACUGAAAACAUCAGCUCAGUGGAGAGUGUGGAUAGCGCAUAUUCGGUCAUACGCUCAGGGGUAUGCAGUAUGGGAAUAUUUGGACCCAGCUGUCGAGGCACCACCUGAAUUGGAGAAACCCGAAUAUCCACAUCCGAGUGAGGCACGAGAAGGUGCUGAAUCGAUUCGCGACCUUAGACAGACGGAUAUGGCAGUCUGGGAAUAUGUGAGAGAUCAGUACAAGGAACGGAAGGGCGAAUAUGAGCGAGUUCAGCGAUACUUGCCGCAAAUGACCCGCAUCAUUCACGAUACGUUAGCUCCUGAGCAUUUUCACUACCUUGCGGAUGAAGAUACCCCACUCAAGCAGCUAGUGAAGCUGAAAGAGAUCUUUGCGCCGAGUGAUAUAAGAAGGUUGCUCGACGUUCGAGACGAGUGGCUUCGACUUCGCAUUGCAUCUCCAAAAGGGACGAAUUUAGACACCUGGUUAACGAAGUGGAUAGCUCUGUACGAGGAGUGCAAGAGUUCAGGGGUGAAACAGAUGGAAUCAGACUACGAGUGUGUGUAUGACUUCCUCCUGGCUGUUAAACCCCAUUCACCAGCAUUCUUUGCCAUCUGGUAUGAGAAGACGAUUGGAGAAAGAAAGGCUGUCAAGUUUCAUGAACUUGUCACCAACUUCCGAUCGUACGCAGCGGCAGAGAAGCAAGGAAGAGACACAAACCCAAAGAUAAGCUUUGCAACCCUACAUGGCCAGCAGGAGCAGAAGCAGCAUCAGGCAGCUCAACCGGCAAAGAGCUCGCCGACCCGAGACAGUUUUGAAUGUCCCUGUGAGAGGAAGCCAAGAUUUCACAACAUCAGGACAUGCUGGUAUAUGAGGGAGGAUAUCCGACCAGAUGGAUGGAUUCCAAACCCUGAGAUUGAAGAACGAGUCAAAACCAAGAUGAAGGACUCGAAGGUUCGGGUUGAAAUAGAGAGAAGGCUUCAACAAGCGAGAGAACAGGAAGAAAAGAAGUCAUUCCUGAGCGUUCAGAUGGAAGCGCCAGAGUAUAGCUUCUUUACCUCUCAACUUGGCGGUCCCGUGAGCGCAUGGCCUACAAAAGAGGAUUCGAUGGCCAACACGAAGAAUAACAUUGCCACAACGACGCAAGACAAAGCCACGUAUGCUCUACAGAAGAGCUGGGUCCUUGAUUCAGGCGCGUCGUGCCAUGUUUGUAACGACAGAAGUCGGUUCACGAGCUUCAAACCAAUCACUGAUAGCAUUCGGACCGGAGACUCGCAAACAGACGUGAGCGGCAUCGGGGAAGUACGAAUUCGAGGCAAAAGACCCUGUACAGGAGAGACCGUGGUGAUCAAGCUGAGCAAUGUGCUCUAUUCGCCAAAUUUCCUGACGAACCUAGUGUCCUUGAAGCUUCUGCGAGAUCACAAUGUCAAAUGGGAUGCAGACCAAGACAUUUUAGUCCAUCAUAGCGAGGGGAUAGCGAAGAUCGAGUUUCACCAUGGAAUGUGGGUGAUCGAACAUAACGAGAUGGAGACCGCGCUUGCAACCCACAGACGGCAAAGGGAAGCGCACCAGCCUCGCCAGUCCAAGAAGCCCAAUCGAAGCUCAGAGAAACCGCUAGUCUCUAAAGCAACAGCAGACGUAUGGCACCGAAGAAUGGGCCAUAUGCACACAGAGAGACUUGAGAUACUCGAGAAAAUGGUGGAAGGAAUGGAAAUCGUCGGGCCUAUCAGCAAGCAGUCGGCUGAGCACAAUCCAGAGCUGUGCCAGGUCUGCCAGGUCACGAAAGCCCACCGUCAAAUCUCAAGGAGAGCGACUGGACAGACGUAUGGGCCGUACGGACGAGUUCAUUUCGAUCUGAUUCACAUCAACGAGGGUUACAAUGGCGAUCGAUGGAUAACUCACUUCUACAUCGACGGAAUGAGGUUCCAUGCAGCGUAUACCCACGAGAGCAAGAAUGGCGUCCAGUUUGCAGUAAAGGACUUCCUACCAUACGCACGGCAUGUGUUAGGGAUACCUUUAAAGGCUGUCAAAUUUGACAAUGAGCGGAGCGUUAGCCAUGAUGUGGAGCGAAUCAUCAUGGAGAAUGGUUUUGUUAUCGAGCAUUCAGUUCGAGCCGCACCAGAACAGAAUGGACACGCGGAACGAUCUGGGGGGUGGUCAUACAGAGAGCAAGAUCACUGCUCGAGGAUGCAGGCUUACCAAAGAAUCUGUGGCCUGAAGCUAUCCGAGCAGCAGUCUAUAUCCUCAACAGAUCGCCCACGCAUGUGGCUGGACGAUGGAUCAUCCCAUGGCAAGAAGUGA
Molecule: messenger RNA, 2349 nt
Organism: Penicillium brevicompactum
Lineage: Eukaryota; Fungi; Ascomycota; Eurotiomycetes; Eurotiales; Aspergillaceae
Product: GAG-pre-integrase domain-containing protein
Exons: 1
Coding region: 1-2349 (782 amino acids)
Molecular function (GO): nucleic acid binding
Source: RefSeq, a predicted model, not a curated record